AUGCCUGUGUCGAUUGGCGACGAGUAUUAUUCGUACUCGCCGCGGCCCUUUGUCGUGGCGUCGGCUGCAAUUGCCCCUCCUGCCGUGUCGUCCCCGGCGCCUGCUGCUGCGGGGAUGUCGCCUCUUCUCGCACCUCGAUCUGCGCCGUCAUCCGUGACUCAGGCUGGCCUUGUCCUCGCGCCUGUGCCUAUGGUUGCGACGUCGUCUGCUGCUGUGGGAGACGCCUCCGCGCCGCCACUGGUCGCGCCUGCCGUGGCGCCUUCUGCUGCUGCUGGUGCGGACUCGACGUACCAGCCACUUCCAGCCACCAGCGCCGGCCUAAGCUCGGCGGAGGUUCAGUCGGUUCGCGCGUCGCCUCCGGAUGCUCCUGCCCCUCUGUCUGUGGCAGCAACCGUGCCGCCUCCGACCGUCCAGGCGGGUCCUGCUCCCGCACCCCUUGCUCCUGUUCCUCCUGCUCAACGUCCUCCGUCCCCGGGCCAUCGGCAGCAUCGGCCUCAUUCCCCUGCACCGCGUGACGAGCGGGAGACAUCACGGCGGCAUCACGAUUCACCUCGCCGCCGUGGUUCGCAGGCGAACUGGGCUGCACCCCGUGGCGGCCGAGGGGGCUGGUGGGGAGGGCGUGGUCGCGGUGGCGGCUGGGUCAAUUCGCCGCGCCACGCUCCUGCGCCGGUGUCUCAUCCUCCGCCUGCGCCCGCUCCUCCUCUUCCCUCGACUGCCGCUCCUCCUCCUCGUGCUCCCGCCGCGUCUGCUGCUGCUCAUGGGAACCGUCUCCGGCUGCCGUGGGUUCCUCCUGUGGCGGGCGUGGAGUUUGUGACUGCGGGCGGGGGACCAGUGACGCCGCAGUAUCCGUCCCUGCUGCCUGUUGCUCCUGAUCCUCCGGCUGCUGAUCUUCCGGUACAGUCGCUGGUAGGGCCUUUUCCUUCGGCGGAUGUCCCCGAGGCGUCACUCGGGCAGCUUUGGCGCCUCUCUGAGGGUCUGCGGGCUGUUCACCUGAUCCAGGUGUAUUGCCACGCGGCUCUUUCUCGUGGCGUGCCUCUGGUAGGCGGCCCUCUGGACGAGUGCUUGGAUGCCGCUGACCGGCUUGCCGAGCUCCUUGCGCCCGUGUUGGCUGCGCCCGCGCGGGGUGGAGUUGCGGGCGUUGGACAGCUUGGGACUGCGCUCCGUGGUCUGCGCCGGGUGAUGCGCGCAGCGACUGCAGUCGACCUGAUCGGUGCAACCACUGUGGUGGUGCGCGAGCUUCAUCGCUCGCUGACGGGUCUUCUCGCCGUCCUUGACGCGGAUCAGAUGUAG
Molecule: messenger RNA, 1290 nt
Organism: Closterium sp. Naga37s-1
Lineage: Eukaryota; Viridiplantae; Streptophyta; Zygnematophyceae; Desmidiales; Closteriaceae
Source: the annotation of a GenBank genome assembly